AUGGACUCCAAACAGUUGUUACGACCGUUCAAACCAAGAAGAGCACAUACAAAAUCUCGAAAUGGAUGCGCUUAUUGUAGGAGACGGAGGAUCAAGUGCGACGAGGCCAAACCGCAAUGUCACAACUGUGCAUAUAGACAACAACCUUGCGAGUACCUCUCAGAAACCCAAAAAGCACAGGGCGGCCGGUCCCACGAAGGUUCCUCGUCGGUGUCGCUCGAAUUGAACGAAUCUGGCCACGGCCCUGAAAUCACACGGGACCCGUCACCCACCUCCCCGGUCCCGUGGCCACUCACGCCGCUCUUCCAGGCCGGUGGCGGAGCGUCGCAAGCUCUCUCGGCGAGCCUGAGUCCGGACGUGGAGGUGUCCAACGUCCACGAAGACCUUCAUCUUUUCCACUACUAUCUCGACCCGUCCAGCCCUAGUCUCGGGACAGCACCGCACAUCGCUCACUCACACAGGCUCUCCAUCACGGCCAUGGCGGCGACCAACGAAGGGAUGCUCUGCGCGCUCCUCGCCGUGACCGCGACGGCCUUCUGUAUCGACGCCCUCGUCGACGGAACUGCACUGGAGCGCGCCGACGAGGUGCAGCGGCUACUCGCGAAGAGUGACCACUACCACGACCGGGGCCUGCAGGCCGUCCGACGACAGGUCGCCCUCGGCACGCCCAGGAAUCUCGAGGUCGCCCACGUUCUCUCGGCCGUGCUCUUUCCCUACGCGUUAGCUCGACGAAGACUCAUUCGAUUGCUCAAAACCCAAAACCAAACACGAUUCACCAUGACCGAGACCUAUGGGAUGAACGAGGACCACCCCACGAACCUGCAGUGGGCCACCUUGCUUCGCGGAAUCAACACCAUCGGCACCGCCUGCUGCCACUCACCUUCGCACCAACACGACGCCGCGAGUCCCGAGAUUGUAUACGAAGGCGAGGUGCCCGAGCCGGCCAUCUCGGCGUACAUCUUGAAUGCCAUCGAGGUGAGCAAGGAAAAGAGACGCUUCAGCCCAACCCCGGCACUGCAACCUGUCGACCCGAACUUUUCAUUGAUGUCCGUCAUCUCAGCGACCAGGACAGGUGCCCUGGACGCGCUCCAGGAGAGGGUCGACGCACUGCAACGAGACUUCCGCAGGUCUCUUCGCACUGAACUGCCCACGAUGGCUUUUCACAAGGCGAGCGCACAGCUCUCAAAAGCCGCAUCCAUGUCUGCUUGUUCGUUGGCCGUCGAUGUUUUGAUCUCGAUUGGCAACGCCCUCUUCCCGGAGAAUCUCGACAAGCAGCAGACCCCGCCACCCCCUCCCCCUGAUUCGAUGAAUCUCGAGAUCGCCAGCCUCGACCUCAACGAUUGCGAUACGCAUUCGUCAUCACGUUGUUCAUGGCUCAAUGACUCCAUCAGACUACCACGCAUAUACCACCCUUCCUUACCGUUGACGCCCGUCAUCUUACCCUGGGUAAAUCGCUUGCCGGAAGACUUUAUGGCCAUUUUGCAACUGCCGGUGCGUCUGUCAGCUGCGCCGCCGGAUGGCGGAGAUAUCGACCACGAGAUACAGAUGCUCGCCUGGGAUAUCUUUGCGCAUUGGCUUGUCUUUGUCAUGCUGGUCGAGCAGGAGACUUGGUGGAUCGGAGACUUUGGAAUCACGGAUAUCAAGAAAUUGGCGCAGAUGAUUAAUCGUCCUCGUAAGAGCAUGACCGGGGACGGUCAAGGUCAGGGUAGUAAUGGUAAUAAUGAUUGGUGGCCCAUGGAUAUGUGUUUGGUGGCGGAACAGUUGCAGAGGUAUAAAGAGCGGUCGUGA
Exophiala oligosperma is the source of this 1788-nucleotide messenger RNA. RefSeq lists its product as uncharacterized. The record is from RefSeq and is a predicted model, not a curated record. Lineage: Eukaryota; Fungi; Ascomycota; Eurotiomycetes; Chaetothyriales; Herpotrichiellaceae. Gene Ontology annotation, molecular function: DNA-binding transcription factor activity, RNA polymerase II-specific; zinc ion binding. Gene Ontology annotation, biological process: regulation of transcription by RNA polymerase II. The transcript has 2 exons. The coding region runs from base 1 to 1788 and encodes 595 amino acids.